Peronospora matthiolae is the source of this 1710-nucleotide messenger RNA. Lineage: Eukaryota; Oomycota; Peronosporomycetes; Peronosporales; Peronosporaceae. The record is from the annotation of a GenBank genome assembly.
AUGGCUCAACACCAGCCGCUCCUGCAGCUGCUUCGCGGCCCUCGUGGCAAGCUCUGGGAGGUCUGCAUUGGCUUGGAGGUGCACGCACAGGUGCUCAGUCGCUCAAAGCUCAUGAGCGGCUCUGCAGCAGCCACGCUCUCGUCGGUGCGACCCAAUCGCCACGUCAGUUUCUUGGACGCUGCGGUACCCGGUACAUUACCGGUAAUAAACCGCGAGUGUGUCCAUCAAGCGAUUCGCACGGCUCUUGCACUGGACGCCACUGUUCAUCUGCGCUCUCUAUUUGAGCGUAAACACUAUUUCUACUGCGACCUGCCGCUGGGCUAUCAACUGACGCAGCAGCGAGCGCCUGUGGCGUCCGGAGGCGCGUUGCGCUUUGAUGUCGCGCUGUCGAAUGUCGUGAGUGAACACGGAGGCGCGUGGGCGUCAAGCGAGACGACGUUUGAUGCGUCCAAGUUCAAGUCGAGGAAGGAGAAGAACGAGGCGCGGACCAAAUGGAAGACAGAGCAGCUGAGCAAGCAACAGGACGUGAUUUCAAGAAGGGUUCGGAUUUGUCGUAUUCAGCUGGAGCAGGAUUCAGGUAAGAGUAAUCACGACUUAGAGGAGGAGCAUACUGUAGUGGACUUGAAUCGUGCUGGUACGGCGCUGUUGGAAAUCGUGAUGGAACCGGAUUUGCGAAGUCCGCUCGAAGCUGGCCAGGUGAUGCGCCAGCUGCAGCAUUUGCUGCGACAUUUGGAUGUGUGUGAUGGAAAUAUGGAGGAAGGAUCGAUGCGAUGUGAUUUGAAUGUGAGCGUGCGACCGACUCAUCUUGGAGUGGACGCUGAUGCAGAGACUCUUUAUCGCGCGUUGACGUCCGCCACUGCAGCUCCUUUUGGCGAAAGAGUGGAGGUGAAGAAUAUGAACAGUAUCCGCAACAUGGUGCGUGCAGCCGAAUACGAGGCCAGACGGCAGAUCGCACUCAUCGAAGACAAAGGUGGAGAAGUACAUCGUGAAACGCGCUCUUUUGAUGCCUUUUCAGGAGAAACUAGACGCAUGCGAUCAAAAGAGGGGGCAAAAGACUAUCGUUUCUUUCCCGAUCCGGAUUUGCCUCCGCUCGUUUUUACAAAAGAAGUUAUCGAGGAAAUUAGUCAAGACAUGCCGGAACUUCCUGACGCGCUCGAAAGUCGAUUGCGCGCCCAGUACGGUCUUACUUCUUAUGAAAGUUCGGUACUGGUGAACGAACCUGGUGCAACACGCUACUUCGAGUCAGUUGCAGCACAGGAGUCGCGACCUUCGAAGAUGGUUGCAAAUUGGGUGCUGAACGAUUUGUUCGGACAUUUGAAAGCAUCUAAGGGCAACAUUGUCAGCAGUCCGGUUGAAGCCACGGAGCUUGGUUAUCUCAUUGAUCUGAUCCAGGACGGCACCAUAUCGGGCAAAAUCGCAAAGGAUGUCCUAGAGUUGAUGUUUUACGAAAACGAGACCAGAAAAACGCCGCUGCAAAUCGUAGAAGAGCGGGGGUGGAGGCAGAUUCAGGAUGUUGCUGAGAUUCGUGCACACUGUCGUGCUGUCCUCGAUGACCCGAAUGCAAAGAAGAAUUUGGAGGCAUACCAGAACGGUAAAACACAGCUUUUUGGUUUUUUUAUCGGCCAAGUGAUGAAGUGUUGUGACGGCCGAGUUCACCCGGAGCUUGCGAACAGCGUGAUGCAAGAGAUUCUUGACGAGCGCAGGGAAUAG